Molecule: messenger RNA, 1346 nt
Organism: Anastrepha obliqua
Lineage: Eukaryota; Metazoa; Arthropoda; Insecta; Diptera; Tephritidae
Exons: 2
Coding region: 174-1238 (354 amino acids)
Source: RefSeq, a predicted model, not a curated record
GUCAACUUAUUGAAAUUCAAAUAUUCAUCCGUAGAUAAAAAUUACUUCGAAAUUUCUUCAACACAAAACAUUUCGGCAUUUGAUUUCGCUUAAAAUUUUCCAACGCAAUAGAUGCAUUCAAACAAAUUUUGACUCAAACUAAACAGACUAAAAGGAAACCACUUACGCUAACAAUGUUGGUUAGACAAUAUCCUUGUUGCUUUUUCACACCUAAUAAACAACGGCACAGGUAUGUUGAACCAGAUCCAUUAUUUGCGCCAUUCCAUAGGUGUAAACCAGGAUCGAAGGGCAGCAUUAUCUAUGACCUGUAUAAAACACCCGGAAUCUCUGAGCGAAUGAUAAAAUCUCUACUUUUAUCGGAUUGUCCAGAGAAGAAAUGCAAAUGUGGUGACGCAUGGAAUGGACAAGAUCCCUUGGGAUCCAUACCUUUUACCAAAGAUCUUACAGAGGAGGCGCUCGUUACUGAAAAGGAUUCCCAGCAGCAACUACUAAUGGAAAGACUGGGAUUCUUCGAGGACGGCACAUUCAUGUCGGAAGAGGAAAAGAUGCGUGAGUGGUUAAAAGAGUUAAACAAAAUUUAUAACGAUUACAACAAUAAUUACAUAAGUAUCAAGCAUAGAAAAGGCAAACGACGACGCAACAGUACAUACUUGGACUAUCCAUUAUUUUAUACUGACUCCAAAACUAAUUACAUAAAUAACAAUCUUAAAAAAGGCGAACCACAAGGCAGAGCAGAUUCGCUUGUAAGCUAUGGAGCUAGACUAUCAGCUAGAUCAAGAUUGGGAGAUAGCGAAUGGCGUGAAUCUAAAGAUUUUGGAGCGUGGUAUGCAAGAUGGAGAGAAAAUAACGAAUUUCCACUCGAAUUAUCUCAAGAUUUGAAAGAAGAUAUGGAAAAAUUGAUUUAUCGUUUAAGAAGCUCCAAAGGAGCAGGUGAUAGGCAGUCGUUAAAGACAUUGCUUUACUAUCCGCCAUAUGUUGCAGGGCAAGAAAAUGUUUGGAAAACUUUAAGUCCUGAUUUCGGUGCCGCAGAUUUGAGAGAUAAGCUGCAACAACUUGGUCAUCAAACAGAGUUCAGCAUGUGGAGAAUGUUAGCAUUAGAUUGCAUAAUCAAGGGACAACCAAUACCAUAUCAUCUUUACGAUAGUAAACUAUUAAGAGAACUUAGAGCGGAUCUGCAAGAACUUUUAGCAAAAAUAAGCACACAAAAUGAAGAGGAAAUGAUUCGCUCAAAACUAUAAGGAAGAAGUUAUAAUCUGAUUAUAGCGCGCUGAGUUUGUGUUUGUUAAGUGGUGCGUAAAACUGAAGAUUGCGUGAAAUACGAUGAAACUAAAUUAAUUAAAAUUAAA